Paramecium pentaurelia is the source of this 7939-nucleotide messenger RNA. The record is from the annotation of a GenBank genome assembly. Lineage: Eukaryota; Ciliophora; Oligohymenophorea; Peniculida; Parameciidae.
AUGGAAAAACUCUUAAUUUUUAUUUUUUUAUGUAGAAGGUAAUAAUAGCAUACUUAUAUUGUAGAGUGUUAAGUUAACUAGAUGAAUAUCCAAAACACUUAUUUAUUCACCAUAAGAAUUAGCAACGAUUACUUUAAUCAGAAUGCCAUUAUUCUUGUUAAGAAUGUGACGGAUCUACUGAAUAGGAUUGUUUAUCAUGUAAUUCAGGACUUGGUCGAUAUUAUGAUUCAAUUAAAAGAAUGUGUUUUUGUGAGAAAAAUCUUUUUGAUGUUGGAAUUUCAGAAUGCUUAAUUUUAAAUGAAGCUGUUCCAUCUGGAGAAUUAAGUUAAGAAAACAAUACAAUUAAAGAUUUUUGCAAAUUUGGAUAGUUUAAAGUUUUGCUUUAAAACAAUACUAUAAUUUGUUUAAAUUGGUAUUUAUUGAAUAAAUAUUCAGUCCAAAGUCAAUAAAUAACAAUCUAAAUUGUUUAGACUGCUAUCUUAAUCCAGAUAGCUGGUUUAAGUAACCCAGAUGUACUUCUGACUUUUUAUAGCUUAAAAAUGAUGAAAAUUAUGGCUAUUUGAUGUAAAAAAGACAAGAAAUCGAUUUUGUGAUAUACUUUAUAAGCGAAACCUUUUCUUUGAUAUCAAACCCCUAUUAUUCAUAUCUUUGUUCUGAAUAAGAUUUGAUUCUUGGAGAAAUUGAUUGCUAGUUGAUGGAUGAAAAACACAUAAAUAAACAACUAUAUGCUGUAUGUAAAGAUUAUUCCUUUUACGAUUCUAACUCUUGCAUUUUAUGUCCAUUGUUUUGUUCAAUGUGUAAUAAGAUAGAAUGCAUAGGUUGUAUUAAUCAUUCAUACUUGUAUAAUGGUUUAUGUUUUGAAUGUCCUUAGGAAUGUAAAGAGUGUUAAUACAAUUAAAAUUUGGAUAUUGUUGAAUGCAAUUAAUGCUAUGAGUAAUUUUAAUUUAUAAUUAGACAUUUUGGAUUAGUUUAAGGAAACUGUAUAGAAUGCGGUUUAAAUUGCGCAUCUUGCAUGUUUUGGAAAUUUUAUGAUGCAUAUUAUGGAAAAUGGAUAUAAUAACUCAGAUGUAUUUAAUGCAUUGAUCCUUCUAAAUACUUUCUAUCAUCAAAUGGUAUUGAUUGCUUAGAGAACAUGCUUUAGAAUUGCUUAUAUGCGUAUCAAACAAACAGUCUUUUUUUUUAUUAUAUGACAACUUAUGAUUAUAAAUUCAAGAGUUUUUUAGAAGCCAUAUCUGGAUGUGCUAGAUGCAAAGAGGGGUAUGAUGUCGAUGAAGAUGGAAAAUGUGUUCCUGCAGAAAAUUUAAUCGAAUCUUGCUUGUUUGUUUUUAAAAUCUCAUUUGAAGAAUAUUCAUGUUUGAUAAGUGAUUAUUCAUGGAGCUAACAGAAUAACUAGUGUUAAGAGGUCAUCUCAAAUUGUUAGGAAUGUAUCAAAGAAUCCUGGACUCUAAAACUACUUUGCAUACAAUGUUAACCUGGGUAUUAUGCUCACAGAUUAUUUGGAUAUUGUAUUUAAUGUCCUGAAGAAUUAAAUUGUAGAAUUUGCUAUUAAUAAUAAAGUCUCUUUUAAGAUGAUUGGGUAGUAAAUAUAAGAAGCUUUUAUGAAGGUGUUAUUGAUGCUGUUUAUGUAUAAACAGAGACAACACUUCCUAGGACUUUUCGAACAUAUGCAUAAAGUUAAAAUAUAAGUGAUUAUGAGAUCUCUUGUAAACUAUGUUUAGAUGGAUAUUAACUUCAUAAGAAUAUUUGCAUUUUAAAAUGUCCUCAGGAUUGUCUAGAAUGUAAAAUUGAAAAUAAUUAAAAUAUCUGUAUAAAAUGUUAAAAUGAUUAAUAUGGAAAAGUAUUAUCUUUGGUUGAUAAUAAAUGCUUAUCUUGUCCUUCAAACUGUGAUUUAUGCAUUCCAAGGAUUCCUGAAGAAAUUAAAAAGAUAAAUCCUUAUUUUGAAAAUUAAAAAUAUUAAAAUUUUACAAAUAGAUGUGUUAAAAAUUCUAAUUCAUAAUCUUUUGCAUAUGAUCCAGAUUUUGGAUAUUUUAUUAAUUGUGAAUUAAAAGAUAAAUUAUGUUAAAACAUUUUAACAAUUAAUUUAAAGUUAUAUUGCGAUCAAGAAUAAUACAAUAAUGAUUUAGAAAUAUCAUCCUAAACUUUAAAAAAUAAGUUUAAAUUUUUGAAAACCACAUUAUUUUUAGAUGAUUUCUUGCUUAAUUCAUUCUAAUAAUUUGAAAAUGAUUAAUUUUAUUCUUUAUUGAAUAUUAAAUAAAUAGGGAAACUUAAAAUAAGAAUUUCCACUCAAUAAAAUUAGGAUUGUUUUAUUUAUAAUAAGGUUACUAUUGCUUAACUUUUUAGAAUGAAUGUAUUUUCAUUAAGGUAACAUAUAUAUGAUUAUUAAGUUCUGUAAAUCUUGAAUUUAUUGGGAUUCAGGAUACUAAUUUUUAUAUUUUUGAUACUUUAGAAUUUCACAAUUUUUCAAGCAUUUCUUUUGAUUCUAUAAACUUUGGUUUCAAGACUUCAUCUAUUAUUAAUCAAUAAACUGUUAAGUUUGUAAGUAUUUUACAAUAGACAAUAGAAUUCAAAAACCUAAAAAUUGAGUAGGAGGCUAAUUAGAUUUAGGAUAUUAAUAUUUAAUUUAAUAACAUUGAUCUAAUUUAUAUUCAUGAUGUUUAAAUCUCAAAUCUAAACUUGAAUUCUACAAAUGGAUUAUUUUAAUUUAUAUCAGUAGAUUCAAGUAAUACUGGAACAAUUAAAUUUGAAAACUUUAAUAUUUACUAAACAAAUUUAAUUAAUACUAAAAUAAUCUCUUAUGAGAUUUCUAAUUCAUUUAUGAUUUAUUUAGAAAACAUCUCACUUAAUUUAAAUUUAAUGAAUUCUAAUUUUUUUGUAUGUAAUUAGGUAAUUAAUUUUGGAAAUUUAAUCAUAAACAAAUUAAAACUUACUAAUUCUGUUAUUAAAAACACUUCAUGCUUGAUUUAGGGAAAUUUCUUGAAACUAAUAGAUAUAAAUUCUAUUAUUUUACAAUAAAAUUAAUUUGAUCAUAGCAAUCUUAUAUUAUUGAAUAACAACAUUACAUUGUAAAAUAUUUAAAUAGAAAAUUGUGUAUUAUUAAAUAGUUAUUUAAUAUUGAAUCAAUUAGCCGAAAAAAAUCAUCUAGAUACUGAGUAUUUAUUUAAUUUAAAGAAUUUCUUGAUAAUAAAUAACUAAUAUAAUGUUGGUACGAAGUAUAUUACAAUCUAUCGUUAUACUUCUACUAAUUCUAAGAUUAUUUUUGAAUAACUAAAAAUUAAAAAUAAUAUAAUAAUUGAUACUGAAUUAAGAAACUAAAAGAAAUAAUAAAGUGCCUCAAUUAUAUUAGAAAGUGAUGAAAUAUAUCUUAAAAAUUUUGAAAUAUUUAAAUUAAGAGGAAUACCAGAUUUUUCUAUUAUAAAUUCACAUAAUUUAACUAUUAAUGAUUUAUACGUUACUUCUUAAAUCAAUAAAGAGAAGUUGUUUUUAUAGAAAUAAUCAUUAUAAACCAAUGAUUUAGGAAUAGUAUUUCACAUUUAUUCAGUGAAAUAAAUUAGAUUUCAAAGUGUACAUCUAGUAUCUCUAUUUAUUCAUAAUUACCCAAUUAUCUAUUAUGAAUAAGCAACAAAAACCUUAAUAAAUUAGGAUGGUUAAAUUGAAGUUUAUAAUUCAAAAUUUACAAAUAAUUUGUUAUAUUAAAGUAAUUCAUAAUUUAGUACUAACCUUAUUGAAAUUUUCUCAGCCUAAAAAGUAAUAAUAAAUUUCAUUAAUUCUACUUUUGAAAAUAAUAUUAUCUAUUUUUAAACAACAAGUACUAGUGUUUAAUCAACUAAUCUUUUAAAUAUUGAUUGCUCUGAAUGUUCAGUUAACUUAAGGGAAUUCAAUUUUUUAUCUAAUGUGGCUAUUAAUACAACUUCUUCAACUCUCUUUAUUAAGUCCACUAAAAUAUCAAUCAGCGAAAGUGUCUUUAAAUAAAAUGGUUUUAUAAGUAAAGAUAUAUUAAGUUUUUUAAAUCAGAUAGAAGUAUAUUUUGAUAAUAGUUUAUUUUACCAAGGAUCUGGAAAUGGAGUAUUUUAAACUGAUAAUAUGUAUGUUCUUAAUUGUAACUUUUUUAAUCAAUAUGGUUCAAAAGGAGCAUCCAUUUCAUUUUACCCUUUAAACUAAGGGUUUUUUAAAAUUGAAAAUACUAUAAUUGAUAUAUCCCAAAAUUAUUUUAUCUAAGAAAAUGAAAAAGGAGGUGUAAUUUAUAUUAGUUCUUCGUCAGCCAAUUUAUAAUUGGAGAUUAUUAAUUGCUAAUUUUCCAACAUAUAUUCAAUUUAAGGAGGGCUAAUAAUGAUAGAAAGUCCGUAAAACAGUAUUUAAAUUCUAAUCAACAAUACUUAUAUAAUGGAUUUCUUCUCUUUAAAAGGAUCAUUAGUUUAUGUAAAUUUUGAAGAAUAAUACACUGAUAAUUCAUUAAUAUAACUUUAAGAUCUAAAAUUAUCAAACACUUUAGAAGGAUUUUCUAAAUUUUUUUAGUUAUAUAAUGAUAAAAAUUAUAAUUUAUAAGAAAUCGAAGCAUCAGAGAAUUUUUAAAUUAUUUUGUAUAAGAGAUCAAUUAUAUUUUCAAAAUUAGGAAGAAUCUAAAUAAAGAACCUAAUCAUUUGUGGAUUAAUUAAUGAAAUCAUUAUUUAUGAUUAAUAUCUUAGGAUGUUACAAGUAAACUCCAUCUAUAUAACAAACUCAUCGAUAUCAAAUUAAGGAUUGAUAUAUGUAGCUCCUUUUUAAAGUAUAAAUUAAUUCUUAAUUUUUUUUAGAUAAAAAUUUUUCAAUUUAUAUAAAUUCUGUUCUUGUUGAGAACCUUAAAACAAAUACGGAUGAAAUUCAAAGUGCAUAUUAUAAGUAUGCAAAAAUAAGUAGGUAGAAUAUUUUUGGUAUAAUAAACAUAUUAAACAUCCAUUAGGAGGGAAUUAUGGAAUUUAGGAACAUAAAAUUUAUAAACAAUUAGUGUAAUAAUUGUCAAGCAGGUCUAAUGAACUUUCAAUUUAAUAAUUAUAGUCAGAAUAAUUUAAACAUUUAAGACAUCACUUUUAAAUAUAAUAUAUGCGGAGAGCGAGGUUGCCUAAACAUAGUUUAGGAUAACAUCUAUUAUUAUCUUAUUGAUGAUUAGGAUAACCUGAGGUUAUUAGAAGGUGAAAAAGUAAAUAAUAUCUUAAAUUAUGUAUUUAUAAUUUAAGAUUAUUAUUGCUAUUAAAAUUUAGGAACUUAUGGAGUUUGCUUAUUUGUUUAGAAUUUAGCAGGAUAGAUCGAUCGAGCAAUAUUUUCAUAAAACAAUGCUACAGUAUCAGGUGGUGCGGUUUAUUCAUUUGGAAAUAAAUCUAAUUUACAAAUAAUGAAAGCUUAAAUAGUAGAAAAUUAUGCUAAAUUUGGAGGUGGUAUGUCAAUAAGAAAUCACUUUUCUCCUAAUUUGAAAUAAUAUGAAACAUUCUCUUUCGAAAACUAAGCCUCUUAUUUUGGAAAUGAUUAUGCAGAGUAUCCAACACAUCUUAUCAUUUAAAUAAAUAAUUACAAUCAAUUCAUAUAUAAAUAAUAUUCUUCUUUAAACACAUAAUAAAAUAAUAUUAAAAUCUUUACUGCUACUUUGUUAAACAAUGAAUAAGAAAUAAAAUAGAUUUUAUUACCAAGUGCAUAACAUCUAUAUUUAUAUUAAUAGUUUGAUUGGGAAAAUAAUAAUUAUAUUAUGAUGAAUUAUACUUUAAGAUUAAUUCCAUAUGAUUAAAGGAAUAACAGAAUAAAAAAUUUAACAUCUAGUAAAUGUACUAUAAAAGGAAGAUUAUAUGAUUAUAAGAAAUUAGAAGAGAGUGAACAAAAACCAUUUAGUAAUAAUUUCACAAAUUUAAAUGAAGUUGUUUAUGAUAAUUCAAUGGAAGAAUACAAUUUUGAUCAUUUGAUUAUAUAUUUUGAUCCUGAUUUACCUGAAAAUAUAGUUUUAUAAUUUGAAUUUAAAUGUGAUUCAAUUAGAAUACCAAUUUUAAAUGAGAAUUAAUAAAUAGAUACUAUAAUUAAAUAAUCAAAAGAAUAUUAUUUAAGAUUAAAUAUAAAAACAUUACCUUGUUAAAUUGGAGAAUUAAAAAGUGAAGAAGAUUUAUCUUGUCAUCCUUGUGAUUAUACUUAAGAUUAUUAUUCAGUUAAUUUUAAUUCAAAUAAAUGUAAAAUUAGAGAUAAUAUUUAAAUGGAAUAAGUUAAAUCAGCAUAAAUUAAAUUAAGACCAGUAAAUUAUAUAAUUUCAUUUUUUAUUAGAAUUAUUGGAGACCUUAUUUUUAUGCAGAUCUUAUAGAAUAUUGUUAUAAUUUUUAAUUGAAUUGUUUAGGUGGAUGGAAUUAUGGAGAUGUUUCAUGUUCUUUAGGUCAUAUAGGAGCAUUAUGUGAAUAAUGUGAUAUUUAUAAUAUUAGAGGAGAUGGUGCAUAUUCUAUAAGUUAAAAAUAUAAAUGUGGUUCAUGUGAUGAUACAAAAUCAAAUACUUUAAUCAUAAUUGGUAUAUCAUUAUGGUAUUUAUAAUCAUUUAUUAUUAAAAAGGACUCUCAUUUCUAUUUCAAUUUCUGUGAAAAGUACUGUAGAAAUCAUUAAAUAAUUAGCUAGAGCAUCUAAAUUAAAAUCGAUAGGAAUUAUGAUAGUAGUCACAAAGAAUAAUGCUGUUAAUUUUAUUAAGAUCCUUACUAAUUAUCUAUAAAUUAUUGCAUCUAUUAGUACUUUCUAAUUAUAAUUACCUUAAAAUAUGGAAUCAACUAUUAAUUCUUUAGGAAAUCCAGUAGAAACAAUGGCAUAUUCUUUAGAUUGUUUUUUAAAAGAUAUGUUUUAAAGUAUUUCCAUUCAUUAUUCAAGAACAAUUUGGUAAUUAAUUAUGCCUUUUAUUUAUAUUCUCCUAUUCUUAUAAUUUUAUGGAGUAGGAGUAAUCUUAAAGUAUGUUGAAUUUAACAGUUGUGUUAUUUCAACAUCAUUAAUCUAUAUGUUCAUAUAUUUCUAACCUAAUAUCAUUGCAGGAUAAAUUGGAUUAUUAUCUUAUAGAACAAUCUCAGGAUUUAAAUGGAUAUUAGGUAAUGUAGCAAAUAGAUAUGAUACAAAUGAUCAUAUCAAAUGGUUACUAUCAUUUUGUUUACCUGUAUUAUUUACUUUUGGUGUUUUAAUACCUGGAUUUCUAUUUAAUAGACUUUAUAAAAUUAGAUAGACUUUAAAAGAUAAGAAUAACAGAUUGAUUUGGGGUUAUUUAUAUAAUGAAUACAAAGAAAGUGCUUAUUAUUGGGAAAUUGUAAAAAUAAUAUAAAAAGAAUUAAUAAUAAUAUUUCUUACAUUUUAUUAAGAUUAAAUAAUAGUAAAAGCAGUUUUAGUUUAUGGGAUUAUCUUUAUUUAUAAUUAUUUAACUUUAUAUAUGUAUCCAUAUCAAUCUAUGUAACAUAAUAUUUUAGAUCAUUAAUCAACUAGAGUUUGUGGUUUUUCAAUUGUUUUAGCAAUUGGAAUUUAUGGAUCAUUAUAAAGUGGAAUUAUUGAAGUUUAAAUUCCAUUUUAUAUUAUUAUGACUAUCAUUAACUUUUUAUUUUUGAUUAAAUUAAUCUUAUAAAUAAUAAAAGCAUAUUUUUAAUAAUUUGAAGUAUUAAUUGAUAACAUUAGAGAUUUUAUUAGAAUUAGAAUUCCAUCACUUUUAAAUUAUCCAUUUUUCUAAAAAAUAUUAAAAAAUUAAUAAUAAACUAGAUUAAAAGCUUAAAAGAAUUUUAGAAAAAUUAAAUUAUCUGUUAUAUUAUUAUCAAGAUAAAUUAUAUUAAAUAAAAAAAUUAAUAAUACUUAAGAAAGAAAAGGAACUUUUAUUUUGGAUUCAAAAAUAUCAUUAGUAGAAACAAAUUAAAAUCAAUAAAAAUCUUCUUUAGAAGAAAUAAAUAAAAACUUUUUAGUAAUCGGAUAAAAUUAAAAGUGA